UUCAGGGCCACCUGUUGGAUUUGUAGGUUCAGCUCGAUCAAUGUCAGAAAUUAUAACGCAAUGGCAACCGCCUUUGGAAGAACAUCGCAACGGACAAAUUCUUGGCUAUAUAAUACGUUAUCGUCUAUUUGGUUAUAACAAUGUACCUUGGACAUAUCAGAAUAUUACAAAUGAAGCGCAACGAAACUAUUUAAUACAAGAACUCAUCACUUGGAAAGAUUAUAUAGUACAAAUCGCAGCUUAUAACAAUAUGGGAGUGGGUGUGUACACCGAAGGAGCUAGAAUAAAAACAAAAGAAGGCAUACCGGAAGCACCACCUACAAAUGUUAAAGUUGUUGCCAUAAAUUCUACUUCAGUUAAAGUAUCCUGGAUACCACCAAAUCCACAACAAAUAAACGGCAUAAACCAAGGAUAUAAAAUACAAGCUUGGCGUCAUGAAAUGAACGAUGAUGACUUGGAAGAAACUGAAGCCCGAAUGAUCACAGUACCGCCAAGUCUAAUUGAUCCACUUGCCGAACAAAUUGCUAUUCUAAGUGGACUGGAAAAAUUCACGGAUUAUAAUAUAACAGUUUUAUGCUUCACAGAUCCUGGUGAAGGUGUUCGUAGCUAUAAAAUAGCUGUUAAAACGAAAGAGGAUGUGCCAGAUGAAAUUACCGCUUUGCAUUUUGAUGAAGUUUCAGACAGAUCUGUUAAAGUGUUGUGGGCACCACCGAAAAAUUUAAAUGGAAUUUUGACUGGUUAUACCGUGCGGUAUAAAGUUAAAGAUCAUCCUGAAACUUUAAAAUCAGUUAAUUUGACUGCUGAUGAUACACAGUUAACAGUUACACAAUUACAAGCCACUACGCAUUACUGGUUUGAAAUAAAGGCAUGGACUAAAGUUGGUGGGGGACCUGCAAAAACUGCAACAAUACAGUCGGGAGUUGAGCCUGUAUUGCCACAUCCACCAACAAAUUUGGCGCUUUCUAAUAUAGAGGCAUUCUCGGUUGUGUUGCAAUUUACGCCUGGGUUUGAUGGUAACUCAUCUAUUACGAAAUGGAAAGUGGAUGCACAAACUGCGCGUAAUAUGACCUGGUUUACAGUCUGUGAAAUAUCAGAUCCUGAUGCAGAAACUUUAACAGUAACGGGACUAAUGCCAUUCACUCAAUACCGUUUACGUCUGAGUGCUACAAAUGUUGUGGGCUCUUCCCAGCCUUCCGAAGCUACCAAAGACUUUCAAACUAUACAGGCAAGACCAAUGCAUCCACCAUUUAAUGUAACAGUGCGAGCAAUGAGUGCUACACAGUUAAGAGUACGCUGGAUUCCAUUACAACAAACUGAAUGGUUUGGGAAUCCUCGUGGUUAUAACAUUACAUAUCGUCAAAUUGAAAGCAUAACGAAGGUAUCAGCGAAAUCUGUAUUAAUUGAAGAUCAUACUGCGAAUUCGCAUGUGCUAGAAGGUUUAGAAGAAUGGACUCUUUACGAGGUUUUGAUGAAUGCUUGUAAUGAUGUGGGUUUCUCGAGAGAUAGUGCAAUUGCUGUCGAACGAACACGUGAAGCGGUACCUUCGUAUGGUCCUUUAGAGGUGCAAGCCAAUGCCACAUCCUCCACAACAAUUGUAGUACGCUGGGGUGAAGUGCCGAAGCAGCAUCGUAAUGGUCAAAUUGAUGGCUACAAAGUGUUUUAUGCCGCUACUAACCGUGGCGGUCAAGUGCUACACAAAACCAUAUCAAAUAAUGCUUCCUACACAACUACAUUGACUGAACUAAAAAAAUUCGUAAUCUACCACAUACAAGUACUUGCAUUUACUAGACUCGGUGAUGGUGCUUUAAGUACUCCUCCAGUACGUGUACAAACAUUUGAAGACACACCAGGUCCGCCUUCCAACGUAAGCUUUCCAGAUGUAUCAUUUUCGACUGCUCGUAUAAUUUGGGAUGUACCUGAAGAUCCAAAUGGCGAAAUCUUAGCUUAUCAAGUGACAUAUUCAUUAAAUGGCAGUGUUAAUCUUAACUACAGUCGUGAAUUUCCACCAUCAGAUCGCACUUUUAGAGCAACACAAUUGUUGGCAGAACGGUAUUAUAUUUUUAGUGUCACAGCUCAAACACGUCUGGGUUGGGGUAAAACCGCCGCAGUUCUUGUUUACACUACAAACAAUCGCGAACGCCCACAACCACCAUCUAUGCCACAAAUAUCGCGUAGUCAAAUACAAGCGCAUCAAAUAACUUUUAGUUGGACACCCGGCCGCGAUGGAUUCGCCCCACUUCGCUAUUACACUGUACAAUUAAGAGAGAAUGAUGGUCCUUGGACAAUACUGCCAGAACGUGUCGAUCCUGCAUUUACUUCUUAUACUGCAAUUAAUUUGAAACCACAUACUACAUAUCAAUUUCGCAUACAAGCGACAAACGAUUUAGGUGCAUCAGCGUUUAGCCGUGAAAGCAUUGUAGUGCGUACACUCCCAGCAGCACCAGCAGUUGGGGUAUCCAAUUUGAAAGUGGUACCAAUAACAACAACAUCUGUACGUGUUCACUGGAAUGCACUGGAAACUAGUUUGUGGAAUGGAGACGCAGCAACUGGUGGUUAUCGUGUUAUGUAUCAACAAUUAGCCGAUCUUCAAACAAUUUCCUCAACCCCAAAAACAGAUAUAAUGGGUAUAAAUGCAAAUUCAAUGGUGUUGACUGACCUGCAGCAAGAUCGUAAUUAUGAAAUUGUUGUGUUGCCUUUUAAUUCACAAGGUCCCGGUCCUGUUACACCACCAGCUGCCGUUUAUGUUGGCGAAGCUGUACCAACUGGGGAACCUCGUGCAGUUGAUGCAGCUCCUAUUUCUAGUACAGAAGUAAGACUACGUUGGAAACCACCAAAGCAAAGCAUGCAAAAUGGUGAUCUCUUAGGUUAUAAAAUAUUUUACUUAGUUACUGACUCGCCACAAGAGUUGGAAGAGGGUCGGAAAUGGGAAGAAGAAAUCGAAGUUGUUUCAGCCACUGCUACUUCACACAGUCUUGUGUUUCUUGACAAAUUCACUGAAUACCGGGUACAGAUAUUGGCUUUCAACCCAGCAGGCGAUGGACCACGUUCACAACCUAUAACUGUUAAAACAUUGCAAGGUCUGCCAAGUGCGCCAUUGAAUUUACGAUUUGAAGAUAUAACAAUGCAAAGCCUUAAAGUAUCAUGGGAUGUCCCAAAAUUUCGUAAUGGUGAAAUACUUGGAUACUUGGUAACCUAUGAGACAACCGAGGAAAACGAAAAAUUCAGCAAACAAGUGAAACAAAAGGUUUCCAACACAAAUUUACUUGUACAAAAUCUAGAAGAAGAAGUUACUUAUACAUUUACAGUACGAGCACAAACCAUUGACUAUGGUCCAGCUGUUAGCGAAAAUGUGACAACUGGUCCACAGGAUGGCUCUCCAAUAGCACCUAGAGACUUAAUUCUUGCUAAAACACUUUCGAGUGUAGAAAUGCAUUGGCUUAAUGGGCCUUCCGGCAGAGGGCCAAUACUUGGCUAUUACAUUGAAGCAAAAAAGCGGGAAAGAGGAGAGCCAACAUUUAUUUACGAUUCUCGUUGGGAGACAAUUACGCGAACGACCACUGGCACCAUGCAGGAUUUUACUGUCAGCUAUCAAAGUUUACUACCAUCCACCGCCUACACAUUCCGCGUCAUUGCCUACAAUCGUUACGGCAUAUCGUUCCCAGUGUAUUCAAAGGACUCAAUACUGACACCUUCUAAACUGCAUUUGGAAUACGGUUAUCUGCAGCAUAAACCAUUUUACCGCCAAACGUGGUUUAUGGUUGCUUUAGCUGCCACAUCCAUUGUCAUAAUAAUCAUGGUAAUAGCAGUGCUGUGCGUAAAGAGUAAAAGCUAUAAAUAUAAACAAGAAGCACAGAAAACUUUAGAAGAGUCAAUGGCUAUGUCAAUCGAUGAACGGCAGGAGCUUGCUUUGGAAUUGUAUCGUUCACGACAUGGUGUUGGUACAGGCACACUGAAUAGUGCUGGCACUUUAAGUCGUGGUACACUUGGUACGUUGGGACGAAAAUCAACAAAUCGACCACCAACAAGUUUGCAACUUGGCAAGAGUCCACCAAGACCUUCUCCAGCUUCAGUGGCAUAUCAUAGCGAUGAGGAGAGCUUAAAAUGCUACGAUGAGAACCCAGAUGAUAGUAGUGUGACGGAAAAACCAUCCGAAGUUAGUUCGUCUGAAGCAUCACAGCAUUCGGAAAGCGAAAACGAGAGUGUGCGGUCGGAUCCACAUUCUUUUGUCAAUCACUACGCAAAUGUCAACGACUCGCUGCGUCAAUCCUGGAAGAAAACGAAGCCAGUGCGAAAUUAUUCAAGUUACACAGACUCCGAACCGGAGGGUAGUGCAGUGAUGAGUCUCAAUGGCGGUCAAAUCAUUGUCAAUAAUAUGGCCAGAUCGAGAGCACCAUUGCCUGGCUUCUCCUCAUUUGUCUGACAAUCAACAGAGUUUUAAGGAACACGUAAAACCAAAAUUCCAUGGAUUUAUUAAGAUAAGAACAAAAUUGUUUUAGACUAGACAUACGUUAGUAAACACGCACACACAAACCUAUACAAGUUUUAAUGUGUUUGUGAGUGCCAGUGAAGGUUACUGCCGUUUUUUUUUAAAUUUUUGACAAUGCAAAAAACUUUAAAAUUAAGAGGGCUAAGCUACGAUGAUUUUUGUUUUAAUUUAAAAUAUUUUUAGAAUUAAAUUAGCGCAAUUAAUUAUUAAUCUAAUUAUGUUUUUGUGUAGUGUGAAUGUUGACUGAACUGUUUUAUAUACAAUUUUAUGUACUUGUUUUUUAUAUACA
This is a messenger RNA of Teleopsis dalmanni, 4775 nucleotides long. RefSeq names its product protein sidekick-like. Gene Ontology annotation, molecular function: protein binding. Lineage: Eukaryota; Metazoa; Arthropoda; Insecta; Diptera; Diopsidae. Gene Ontology annotation, biological process: cell-cell adhesion. The record is from RefSeq and is a predicted model, not a curated record. The transcript is spliced from 7 exons. The coding region runs from base 41 to 4420 and encodes 1459 amino acids.